AUGAAAAUUAAGUAAUAAAAAACUAAAUAGAAAUCGAAAAUGGGCGAUUAGAAAAAGAGCUUUUUUAUUGGAAAAAAAAUGGAAUGUAAAAAUAAACAGAAGAGAAAUUAUCUUUUAAUUAAAAAGAAGAUUUAAUAAAAUAAAAUCAGUAAAAUUAGUAAAAUCUAACUUAUUAAUUAAAACUGGAAUUUUAAGAAUUAAAAGAGGUUUUAUAAGAAAAAAUUCAAUUAGGAAAUUUUACAAAAAACCAAAUUGAAAAAAAAGAAUUAAUAAAAGAUGAAUAUGAAAAAAUGUAUGAGAUAAAAAAAGAAUAAUAAAUGA
Messenger RNA from Ichthyophthirius multifiliis, 321 nucleotides. RefSeq lists its product as hypothetical. Lineage: Eukaryota; Ciliophora; Oligohymenophorea; Hymenostomatida. The transcript has a single exon. The record is from RefSeq and is a predicted model, not a curated record.